AUGCUACCUAUCAAAUAUUCAGUCAUCCUCUUCACUUCGACUACCUUGGCCCUCCCUGGUGGUGACUUUGUCGCCAAUGCCCCUGCUGUCACUGCCGCUCCCGCUCUUGAACAAGCACUCGACUGCGAUUACAGCUAUUGCGACGAGAACCACGUUUCGUGGUGCUUCCACUUCGUACCCUUCACUACUAUCAAUCCGACACUAGGUCCCAUGCCGGGAGAGACAAGGGUCUCUGUCGGGGGUCUUCAUGUCGACUUCAUUCAGACACUACUGGGAGGAUACAUCCACGAGUGA
Fusarium poae is the source of this 294-nucleotide messenger RNA. RefSeq lists its product as uncharacterized. The record is from RefSeq and is a predicted model, not a curated record. The coding region runs from base 1 to 294 and encodes 97 amino acids. Lineage: Eukaryota; Fungi; Ascomycota; Sordariomycetes; Hypocreales; Nectriaceae. The transcript has 2 exons.